Lates calcarifer (barramundi perch) is the source of this 6396-nucleotide messenger RNA. RefSeq names its product nectin cell adhesion molecule 1b (gene nectin1b). Lineage: Eukaryota; Metazoa; Chordata; Actinopteri; Centropomidae. The transcript has 6 exons. Gene Ontology annotation, cellular component: adherens junction. Gene Ontology annotation, biological process: heterophilic cell-cell adhesion; protein localization to cell junction; homophilic cell-cell adhesion. Bases 1156 to 2655 code for a protein of 499 amino acids. The record is from RefSeq and is a predicted model, not a curated record.
UAAACAUGACAGUACACGCUGUGUUUCUGUCCUUUUCCCACAUCCCCACCCUGCCUCAUCGACGGAUCUCUCUCUAUCCUCCUGAAAUUGCUUUUCGUUUGCUCACACUGUUACCACCUUCUGCUCCAGAAGUUGUCAUUUUUUAAAGAUAAAAAAAAUACCUUGGCGUGUUAGAAAAGUUUGAGAAUCGCUUCCUAGGGGUCUACCUCGCUGUUGUAGGGUUUUUUUUUUUUUUUUCCAGGCGAUGCUUUUGCUUUUUGCAGGACAAUCCAGGCUCCUCCCUUGCUACAACGUCACCCGAUCCCGAUCUCUCUCCCAAAGCGUCAGCGAUAGUCAGUAACACACUGUGGUGGCAGAUCAGCGGGGCGGUGCGCAUAGCGGGAUAAAGCUACACUGUAUUUCAUCCAACAAAAAAGAAGAACGAGAAAAGGGAGGGGGCGCAUCCCACCAUUUCCAGAGUUUUAACAACUUCACCGGCCUGGCGUUCUGAUCUGUCCGGCUGGCCGUGGCUGCAGGCAGGGGGGGGGGACCGGGAACUUAAGGAACUAAAACAGGGACGGUGCCAGCAGAUUAUCUGUGAGGUGCUGUGUCAAUUCCACAUACGGAAGAAAAAGGCGACAUUUCUCCCGGAGGAACUCUCCCAAGUGUUGGAAACUUCCCAGCGCAGCAUCGAUCGAGGACCUCCCGCCCACUUUACCUCUGAUCCACAAUACUGGAAGGGGGGGGGAGAGAGUGAGUUCUGCAGCCGCUGCGGUGGAUGGAGCAACAAAGGUUAGAUGGUUAAACUAGAAGAGCUCCUCUGACAACAUCCCAACUCUCCUUUCUCUCCUCGCCUGCCGUCUCCCUAACAGACUCCCAUCACCUAAAACGGCAAAUCUGCAGCCGAUUGGAUCUCGUUUUGGGGGGAACCCGGCCAGGUUCUACUUAGGGCAAAACUCUCCGCCUGCCAGGGAAUCGCCGCAGACGUGAAAUUGAUGCUUUGGUACUACCGAUCCUCUAGUUUUGCGAAAGUCUGCUGCUACUCAUUGAGGAAGGGAGACUAGUUGUGGCCGAAGUGGGAUUUGCAGAAGUUGCAUGCUUGGUCUUUGUCGUCUCGAGUGAGCCCUAUCCAUCCACUCUCGGGUUACCAGAGAAGAUCCGGAUAGUUGAGGUGCCAUGGCGAUGUGUGUGGGGAUAUGGAUACUCCUGUUGUCGCUGCACGUCCAAGCUGGCAAUGGACAGAUGGUACAGAUGGACCCCAGUAAAUCUGGCUUCGUGGGUUCACAGGUGGAACUGCGCUGCAUUUUCAUCAACAGUAACCCGCCAGUCAAGAUCUCUCAAGUCACCUGGCAGAAGCUCCUCAAUGGCACUAAACAGAACGUGGCCAUAGCCAACCCGGCCCUUGGCGUAUCCGUCCUGCCGCCCUUCAAGGAGCGGGUCAGCUUCAAGCAGGCAGCGGUUCGUCAUCGUACACCCUCGCUGGAAGACACCACCAUCGUGUUCUCCAACCUGCAGUUGUCUGAUGAAGCUGCCUACAUCUGCGAGUAUACCACAUUUCCUGCAGGCAAUCGAGAGAACAUGGUCAACCUCACUGUAUUUGCUCGGCCUAUGACUCGCAUGACCUUGACGACACCCACAAUUGUGGCCAGGGCGCAGAAACGCAAGAUGACUGUUGCCACUUGUGUAUCAGCCAACGGCAAGCCCCCAAGUGUGAUCAAAUGGGACACCAGGUUGAAGGGCGAAGCCACUUUCCAGGAGACUCGCAACCAAAAUGGGACGGUGACAGUACGGAGCAACUACGUGGUGGUUCCAAGCCGCGAGACCCACAAACAGAAGCUCACAUGUAUCGUGACAUACCGGAACGAAAAGAUCACAGACAGCGUGGUGCUCAAUGUGCAGUACGAACCUGAGGUGAAGAUCGAGGGCUUUGAUGGGAACUGGUACCUGAACCGUCAGGAUGUUAAGCUGACCUGCAGGGCUGAUGCCAACCCUCCUGUCACAAUCUACCAGUGGAAACUCUUGAACGGCUCCCUGCCCAGUAAUGUGGAGAUCAAGAACAACACUCUGUUCUUCAAGGGGCCCGUAACCUACGACCUGGCCGGCACAUAUGUCUGUGACGCGACCAACGGCAUCGGUACUCGCACUGGCAUUGUGGACGUCAACAUCACAGAAUUCCCUAACAACCCGACAACUCGGGGUGAUGAGAUCCUGCAGGAGCCACACAAUGCAGGUGCCGCCAUCGGGGGCGCUGUGGGGGGAGUCGCCCUGUUGGGCGUGGCGGCCAUACUGCUCUUCAUAUUCCUGCGCCGUCGCCAGCGCACCUUCAAGGGAGACUACAGCACCAAGAAACAUGUGUUCGGAAAUGGGUACAGCAAGGCCGGUGGCCUACCCGCCCACCCCCCCAUCCCCAAGAACCUGCAGUACCCGGAUGACUCGGACGACGAGAAGAAACCCGCCCAGAUCGGCGGCCCCGGAGGGUUUGAGGCGAGCGAGCGCGAUUUUGACGGCGAGGCAGAGGACCUGAAGAGGCCCUAUUUCACUGUGGAUGAAGGAGAGAGCCGAGAUUAUGACGAGCGGACUCUUGCUUUCCAGUAUGACCCUGAACCUGAGAUAGCCGAUGAUAUGAUCUCUCAAACCGACGGCUCUGUCAUUUCUAAGAAAGAGUGGUAUGUGUAGUGGCAUGCAACAACCAAACCAAACAACCCUUUGUCCUCCACCUGCAUUCCACCACACCCUUCACCUCCAUCACAACCCCUGCCUUCCCAUUCGUCAAACUGCACCCGUCACAGUCCCAUUCCCCUUUUGGUCAACCUAGUACCCCCUCUCCCAUGACCCCCACCCACCCCACAUCAGACCCCAUUCAACAAAUCUCAAUUAGAAAAUCAAGCGUCUAUUUAAAGUGCUAGCAACAUCAACUUCUCAGCACGACAGCAUUGGUAUCAGUUCCAUCAGGUGAAUGGGCAAAGAGUAAAAACUAAGGUAUGUAAAAGGACUCGUUGUCACUGACUUACGAGGCCAGGGAGGUGAUUGGUUGAUUAAUACUGGUGUAUUAUUCUUUUUGUGUACUUUUUUCCUGUUAUAAAUGUAUUAAAUGUAUAAAAAGAGACUGCAGGUUGAGGUUUUGCUGAGCACAUUUGUGAAAGUCCUACACUGGAUCUACGAUUUGUUUUUGUUCCUUUUUUUUUCUAAUACCAUUGCCUUUUGUUAUUUUUUUUGUCUUUUUGUAUGAUUUUUAAGUGACCAGAGAAUUGAGAGUUAAAUGUCUGACAUAAUUACAGGUGGACUUCUAAGUGUUUGUAAUUUUGUGGUCAAAUAUUAGAGAGAAAGAAAAAAAAAAUCUCGCCAUACAGCGCACCUUCAUCACUUCUCGUGUUUUCUCACUGGGGUUAGCGUCCAUGAAGUCAUUCACUUUUGUAUAUUUACAGCAUUAAACACCGAUAUGUUGUUGCUGUUUUCCAAAGACACGCUUAGUAUUUCUUGACCCUCUGUGUUUAUAUGCUCGAUUUGUUUCUUUACCGAGAGGGAGUCAGUCUACUGAGCUGUAUGGACGUGGCAGUAACAGAUUAAUGUUGAGUGUUUGCAGUUUUCAAUCAUGUUAAACUAGUUCCACCAUCAGUGAAUCGGAAUAGCAGGGGGAAAGAAGCGCUGCGAUGGUAUCAUACACAACAAUUUCUGCUUUUCAGUGGUGCAUCACAAUCACGUCCAAAAGAGGUUUGGUGAGUCUCACAGUAAACCCAGUUAUGCUCUAAAAUGUCAUGAUUGUCACUUGACUUGAACAGGUUCACCUGUGUACACGAGCUCUAAAUCUUACCACUAUAAUGAAAUGUCUUUUUUUUUUUUUUUUUUUUUUGUAUUGAGUUGUCAUAAUUCUGUUAUGUUCUAACCCUUUUCUUAUCAAAGGGAUGUCAGAGAAAAGUGUCUGGGGAAUUUCCCAAUAAUGACUUUGUCUCUCCUUAUAAUUGUGUGACUUUGUACUGAAGAAUUGGCUUAAGCCUCCCCACUUAUACCAACAGCAUUUUUCUAUGAGGAGUCAUCCAUGGACACAAAGGACACAGAAUAGGAGGAAAAUGCCAACUGAUGCUUUUAUUUACGUCUACAGACAAAACAUUUUAAUAUGUAAAGGGAAUUCAAAAUAUGAUGGUGACCAUGCUGGAGAAUAAUAAGUCACCUGCUGCUUUCAUGAUGUUUUUGAUCCAUCUCCUUUUUUUUUCCUUUCUAAAAACUAAUUUCAGUAGCUGUUUGGGGGAUUUUAAAGGAAUGAUUGGUUGUCCUUCCUUUAAUGUUGGCAUCCUGAAUCUGCCAAUAGGGAUACAAUGACCCUGUCUGAAGGCAUUAUAUAUAUCUGGCUUUUUAAAUUACUGUUAACAAGUGCCAGUGGAUGCUAGUAUAGCAAAUGACUUGUUUGUCGCCAUUACACAAUCAGCAAAAUGUAUUUCCUUCAAACAACAAAAAAAAAAAGUUCAAUGUGAAAUAUCAGAUAAAACAGAAGCAAAGGAGUAAAUCCGUGGAUAUAUAUGACAUAUCUGACUGGCUCUGAACAAUAUAAAUACUGUAUUAAGCCUUAUUUUAUGCAUGUUUUUUUGUGUGGGAGUGGAAGUGCAUAUGUUGCUAUUUUUUCUGUAUCAAUUCCAGUGCGUUUGUCCUCAUUUGCAGCUCAAAAGACAACACUUUGUCAGUGUUGUCAGUAUUGACAGAGGUAUGAGUUUAUGGGCACACAGUACCCAGCAACAAUAUUGCAGUUAACACACAAAAAAGUAUAUAAAUAUAUAUAUAAAUAAAGAUGAAAAAAUAACAUCUCUGUGAGAGCAGAUCUCUCUGCCGGCUGGAGAUGUGAAUGUUUUACAGUCCAUGCUUGUCUACUGUGUGUUUUUAGAUGAGCAUGUUAAUCAUGAGCCUCAAACUAUAUUGUAUUUUCAACACAAAUUAACAUUACAAAGUGGGAAAUAUCAUGUUUUUAUUAAAGGGUUAGUUCAGUUUCCUUCUCUGUUGAUUUUAGUUUAGUUCAGUUUCAUUCCUACAGCCUUAUUUUUUAUUGUUUUUGUUGAUUGUGUCCACUACAGUUAUAGAAUUUUUAAAGUUUCAGAGGGGAAGAACUAACUUGACAGUAGCGGGGUUGCUACUUGCAAAGUUUUCGUAUAGCCUUUAGUUUAUCAUUCACCUGCAGAUGAACUGUUCUGCUGUAAAGUUCCACGUGGUUUGCAUCACAACAUAACAGAGACAAUGGUAUGAAAAGCAUAUUUUCUCCUUUGUUCUUGCAUUCAGUGCCUAUCAGAGUUAGGAGACAUUAGGGAGUCUGAACAGUUGCCGCUCCUUUAUUUAAGUUAUUCAUGCCCAGAAUAACAUGAGAAAUUAUACUGAAGUAUGACAUUAACUGCAAAAUUCUUUAAGUCAGACAAAUUAACAGUUCUUUCCGUGCAGUGAAUUUUAGUUAAUAUUAGUGGGGAUGUUAUUCCAUCUGAGCUCCAGCAUGAUACUAACAAUGCGUCUGUACUUGAUCUUUAAAUCAGUUGAUAUCUUAAAAGCUGCAUUCAUUACCAUGUUAAAAUUUAAUGAUGGCUAAAUGGUAAUACAGCACUUUGCUUUCCUAAAGAGUCUUAAAGAGAUCUGACUUUUGCAAUGUAGUCACACAUUGCUGACUUUUCUAAGCACAACAAUUGAAACUAAUUCAGUGAAAAUAGAUUUAACUUGUAAAUUUAAUUUAAAAAUGAAAAAAAAAAAUACAACUUCAAAGCAAAGACCAACUCUAUCCCUUUUUAAAGCACAAGGUUCCAUUGUACUUUUUUUCUGCAUCCAUUAUGAAUCCACUGCCACACUUGCUUCUCAGACAUGCUGGAGAGAGAAAAACCUUUCAGAUUUGAGUUAACAUUCUGUAUACUGGUAGAUGUAAACAUUGUCUUCACAUGUUGUUGGGGUGUUAUGAGUUUCUAUUUUGUAAUACUGACUUUAACUUCAUUCCAUCCUAAUCUACUUUUUGUAUUCAGUAUGUUCAACAUUCCAUUGUAAAUACUGUACAUAAGGUUGAGAUUAUAGUCGGGAUUUAUUUAGGGACAUCUGCGUUAGGGACCCUGUUCAUGUAAAAUAUACCUAUUUUGACUGCAAACAUAGAGACUCAAUGAUGGAUAGAUGAAGUUGAUACAUAGCUUAUUUCCAAAGUCCCACAUAAAAAAGCUCCUCCAGUACGUUUUUAAUAUGCCACUAGCGGCUUCACUGUCAUACAAAGGGGUGAUGCAUACAGUUUGUCGAUUUAAUGUUAUUGAAAGAAAAUGAAAAGAGAGAAAUUGUCUGUAUGCAGCCAUGUGAAUGUAUAUUUCUGAGGGUGUUACAAAUAAGAAAAAAAAAAUCUCUUGUUCAAUUGUGAUGACCCAGUGAAGUAACUUGUAUUUGUUUUAAGCAUUAAAUGAGUUCAAUAGUCAACAA